Physcomitrium patens is the source of this 1121-nucleotide messenger RNA. Its product is annotated as low molecular mass early light-inducible protein HV90, chloroplastic. The record is from RefSeq and is a predicted model, not a curated record. NCBI's taxonomy places the organism in Eukaryota, Viridiplantae, Streptophyta, Bryopsida, Funariales, Funariaceae.
CUGGCUCUGGACAUGUAGUAUUCAACCCGAAGCGAGUUACUCUUCUGUCUGCUGUGUGUGUCGAAGAGCCUUUCCAAUUUGAGUUUGAGAUCGUUGCUAGUGUGUGAGUAUUGUAAGUGAGAGAUCGUAAUUUGCUAGUGUUUUCUUGGGUUGUUGACGAUGGCAGCCGUCGUGUCCCAAGUGGGUGCCGGCACCGGUGCCAUGUUGGGUGGGAUCAAUUUGCCUUGCCGAGUUGCGGGCGUUUCUCAAGCUGCGAGGUUGGUGAACUCUCCUCGUUUGUUGACCCGGCGUGCGGGGCGAGUGCGUUGUGAGGUGGAUGAAGAAGGGCCUAAGGCUCCCAUUCCCACCUCCACUCCUGGAGUGGCAGGUUCCUUUGAUCGAGCGACUAAGAAGACAAUUACCAAGGAAGAGGUGCUGCAGAAUCAGGCGACCAAUGAGUCUGAGCAGCGAUCCAUCUUUGGUGCUAAGCCCACUCCUGGGUCCGUGUAUGGCCGUCCUGAGGUCGAGCGGAGACCCGAGACCGGAGACUUGUCGCCCUGGAGUGUCUUUGCUUUUGAUGGUGCUGCGCCUGAGACGAUCAAUGGCCGACUGGCGAUGUUGGGGUUCGUGUGGGCAUUGGUUGGGGAGAAUGCCACUGGUCUUUCGGUGAUUGACCAAGUUUUCAGCCCCGGAAGCACUGGUUUAAUCUGGUUCCUUGCGUCUGUUCAAAUUUUCACGUAUGCAUCCUUGGUGCCGAUUUUUAACGCCAAAGAGUCAACCGAUGCUCGCAGCUUCGGUCCUUUUACAGCGAAGGCAGAGAGGUGGAAUGGGCGUGCAGCUAUGAUCGGAUUCUUUUCCCUCAUCGUCACCGAACUUUUCCUUCAAGGACCAAUUUUGAAGUUGUUUGCCAACAGCGUUGUGCCUCCAGUCUAGAUUUUAUCAUUUUAAGGAUUAUUGUCUUCUAAAGAGACAUGUGGUCUAGUUAGAGAGCGUAUAAAUUUCGAUUUUCAUGACGAAGAAUUAGUAUGUCGAAUGCAGGGUUGAACGGAGCCGUUGCUGUAUAUAAAUUUCUGACAUUAUUGGAAUACUUCUAAUUCCUGACAUAAAGGUUACUUGCAAGAUUUUGAACUCGAAAAACGCAA